Messenger RNA from Cimex lectularius (bed bug), 610 nucleotides. Its product is annotated as larval cuticle protein A2B-like. NCBI's taxonomy places the organism in Eukaryota, Metazoa, Arthropoda, Insecta, Hemiptera, Cimicidae. The transcript has 2 exons. The coding region runs from base 59 to 580 and encodes 173 amino acids. The record is from RefSeq and is a predicted model, not a curated record. Gene Ontology annotation, cellular component: extracellular matrix.
UGAAAUUGAAUGCCAAGGAUAAAAAGUGGUAGUGGUAUAUAAGUCAACGGUGCUGGGGAUGAUCGUUACAGUUACAACUAACUCCCUCAGCAAGAAAAUGGCUUUGAAAUUCGUGGUUCUUGCCGCUUUUGUUGCCGCAGCCAACGCCCAGUUCUUUGCACCUGGAGUCGUACGGCCUUAUGCUUACGCUCGUCCUGUGGCUGUCGCACACGCUCCGGUCGCAGUCGCCCACGCUCCAGUCGCAGUCGCCAGGGCCGAGGAGUAUGACCCGCAUCCCCAGUACAGCUUCUCUUACAGCGUGAACGACGCCUUGACCGGAGACUCCAAAGGUCAGACUGAAACUCGCGACGGAGACGUCGUACACGGAAGCUACUCACUCGUCGAAGCCGACGGUUCCAGGAGAGUCGUAGACUACACCGCCGACCCCGUUAACGGAUUCAACGCCGUCGUACACAAAGAAGCAGCUGUCGCUCACGCCCCAGUCGCAGUCGCUCACGCACCAGUCGCAGUUGCCCACGCUCCAGUCGCCGUUGCCCACGCCCCAGUCGCCCUCGCCCAAAGGCAGUUCUUUUACCAUUAAAAAAUCAAUAAAUAAAUCAUAUAAAUUAUA